Notodromas monacha is the source of this 1559-nucleotide messenger RNA. The record is from the annotation of a GenBank genome assembly. NCBI's taxonomy places the organism in Eukaryota, Metazoa, Arthropoda, Ostracoda, Podocopida, Cyprididae.
AUGAAAACGGCGCACAUCGUCGAGCUGCUUGUGGCCGUUACGAGGUCGGUAGCAUUGAAGACGGAAUUUCCGCCGCGUGCUGCUCGCGCUGGAGCAAACCCGUACGGAAUGGUGCCGUCGGCAGGGUCAGGCGGGCAGCCGAGCCCGAUGGUUAGUCCGCCUCCGGGCAGUGAAGGCAUGUACAACAUGGCUUCCAUGAACGGGGGAGAUUCCUCUGCCUACACCUCCAUGCCUCAGUCCCAAGUCAAGCUCGAGGUAUCUCAAGGAGGCUAUUCCAACGCGGGCGGGAUGUACGACCCGAGCAGUCUACAACAGGUUAGCCCGAUCGACCCCCGCCACUGACUCUUCGAGCACCCGAGCCGGGUCGCCAUCGAAGUGACCCGACACCCGAGAUUAUGACGAUAAAAGUACCAGUACCUCCCCGACGCGCGGCCAUUGCUUGCCUCCCACCUGCCUUUUCCUGUCGUCAUUGCCGCCGUCGUCGUCAUCGUCGUCGCCGCCGCCGCCGCUGAACCCCGACGAGGCGGUCGGGCAAGCUGCAGCAGCGCGGAGGACUUAUCGCUCCCCCGCCGAAUUAUUCCAGGGAGCGCCGUUUGCUUCGAGGAUUUCAUGCCACGCGUAGGAACGGGAUUUUGUACAUAUAAAUGAAAAAAACCCCCUUCUGAAUUGGUCUCCUUUUUUCACCCCUCUUUGCUCUGUUCUCACUCCAUCUGUCUGUACCGUAUUUACUCGACUGUAAGACGCACUUUUCUCGCAUUAAAUGGGUUACAAAGAAAAGCGACGAAAAACAGAGUGCGUCUUAUGUGUAAAUUCGCUGGUCAAGUUCGUGAUUCUUCCUGAUCGACACGAAAUCUGUAAGAGAAAUAUUAUAAGAGCAAAUUAAACAAAGAAAUGCGUUCGAACAUUUCAGUUUCAGCGAACACGAGUUAGAAUCCUGAUUUCUGACGGAAACAUUUAGGAGAUUGAACUGAUGACUGAAGUUGGUUUAAAGAAUCAACAGGCUCCUUUGAUUCUGGAGAAAUUGAAUGUGAUGAACGUGCGUUGGCACGCAGAAAUUUGUUUUUUUUUUCAUUUUACACGCCCAGGAAGAACGAAAAAGAUUUGCGUCGAAUGAUCGAUCGAUUGCGUCUUAUAAUUGAGUAAAUAAGGUAUCUAUUUAUCUGUCUAGCUGUAGGGCUACCUCUGUCUAUCCUUGCAUCUCGUCGCUCUGGCUCAGCUCUGUUGCUCGCCGUGGCCGUGUUCAUUUCGAUCGAGCGGAUUCGAUUCGUUUUGUUUUUUACGUUGAAUGCCAUGAUGAAACGAAAGGGUUUUUUAAUCGAGAAUAAAGGUUUUUCGUUUGUUUGUUUGUGGAAGGCUCGAUCUGGGUGUUGACGCGAGUGUUCGAGGUUUUCUUUUUUUUUUUCGAAGGCUCGGAACUCGUCUUUUUAGCGCGCAUCGAACGCCGGCGUCAGCAAUUAGGUCGCCCCUUUUUUUUUUCGUGGAAAUUGAUCCUCUGGACGGCUCAAUUGUGGGAUGAAGGAAGGAUGCGCAACUGUUUUUUUUUUUUUGAAUGUAUUAGG